CCCUGGGAGUUGAGCGUGGCACCUCACGUGGUAUCACGGCCCCUUGUCUCACGGGGUUGCGCCUGCGCGGUGGCGGCAGGAGCGUCUGGAAUCUGAGCGUGUUUGUCAGUUUCUCCGCCCACUUCUUCCGACAUGAACGGGCAAGUGUCCUGAAGAUGGAUGGGAUGAAAGUACCAUCGAACUCUUUCUUCAUGAACUUGCCAUUAUGGAUAGCAACAAUUUUCUGGGCAACUGUGGUGUGGGUGAGAGGGAAGGAAGAGUGGCAUCAGGAAUGGUUGCCCGUCGGCAUUACAGGUUAAUCCAUGGAAUUGGGAGGUCAGGGGAUAUUUCUGCUGUCCAGCCUAAAGCCGCAGGUUCUAGCCUUUUGAACAAACUUACUAAUUCAGUAGUUCUGGACAUUAUAAAACUGGCUGGUGUCCGGACAGUGACCAGUUGCUUUGUGGUUCCUAUGGCAACUGGCAUGAGUCUAACCCUGUGUUUCUUAACACUGCGGCACAAGAGACCAAAGGCAAAGUAUAUUAUUUGGCCACGCAUAGAUCAGAAAUCCUGCUUUAAAUCUAUGAUAACUGCAGGUUUUGAGCCAGUGGUGAUAGAGAAUGUAUUAGAAGGUGAUGAGCUGCGCACAGACGUAAAGGCGGUAGAGGCUAAAAUCCAGGAUCUUGGAGCUGAAAAUGUUCUCUGUGUUCAUUCUACUACAUCUUGCUUUGCUCCAAGGGUACCUGACAGACUGGAAGAACUGGCUGUGAUUUGUUCUAAUUAUAACAUUCCUCAUAUUGUCAACAAUGCAUAUGGAGUUCAGUCUUCAAAAUGUAUGCAUCUCAUCCAGCAGGGUGCUCGAGUAGGUAGAAUAGAUGCUUUCAUCCAGAGCUUGGACAAAAAUUUUAUGGUUCCAGUAGGUGGUGCUAUCAUUGCUGGUUUCAAUGAUUCCUUCAUCCUGGAUAUCAGCAAGAUGUACCCAGGAAGAGCAUCAGCAUCUCCUUCCUUAGAUGUCCUCAUUACACUACUGUCCCUGGGUGAAAGUGGUUAUAGACAGCUACUAAAAGAGAGAAAGGAAAUGUUUUCCUAUCUUUCAAGUCAGCUGAGGAAGCUAGCAGAAGUCUACAAUGAGAGGCUGUUGAACACACCACACAAUCCUAUUUCCUUAGCUCUGUCUCUAGAGAACCUAGAUAAACACAGUGACAUGGCUGUUACUCAGCUUGGAUCUAUGCUUUUCACAAGACAAGUAUCAGGAGCAAGGGUGGUUCCCCUUGGGUCUUUGCAAACAGUGAAUAACUACACUUUCAAAGGCUUUAUGUCACAUACAAAUUACUAUCCCUGUGCUUACCUCAAUGCUGCUUCAGCAAUUGGAAUGAAAAAGCAAGAUGUAGAUCUGUUCCUAAAAAGACUGGAUAAGUGUAUGAAGACUUUUAGAAAAGAAAAGAGCAAUGGAAAAGAUGUGCCUGAAAUGGAUAACUGUACUAAACAUACAAGUGCAGGAGAAGCUGAAGACUAGAGCAAGAUGCAGAUUUUGGAACACACAAAGUUUGGUCCCCUCAAGACUAUGGGAAAUACUACCCUUUGGAAGUGGGCAGAGUUUCACAGCACUGCUGCUAGAAGGUGGUGAUAGAAUGAAGGCGGCUCUCUUUUGGAGGUAGGGUGAUAAUGGCUGCCUUCCAUGAAAAUUUUGCAAUGAGAUUGUAUGGGGAAGGGGAAGAACUCAAGAACCUUUGCCGCACUGCACCCAGCCACAAAGUUCAUAAGAGGGCAGGAGUGAACUGACAUUUGACCUGAUGAUCAUGUGGAGAUUUUGAGCAACUGCACUUUCAACAUGAUGGAAGAAGUAAGGCCACGGGGCCUCCCACAACUCCUCAAAGAAAACCAAAUUAAGUGGUUGAGAGGGGUGGUUCUGUUUGUAGGAGGGGGCCAAUGCUUUUUCCUCUCAAGGUGUGCGAGAUGCAGUGCUUUAGUUCCAUUUUACCAUGUAAUAACUUGUGCUAAUUAGUUGUUCCUGAAUGUUUGACAUGUCUGAUUAAUUGUGUAUUAAGAUCACCUGUAAUGUCUUACUUUAAAUGAUCCAGGGCAAAAAUACAUAAUAAAUGUUUUAGUAUA
Chrysemys picta bellii (western painted turtle) is the source of this 2088-nucleotide messenger RNA. RefSeq names its product Sep (O-phosphoserine) tRNA:Sec (selenocysteine) tRNA synthase (gene SEPSECS). The record is from RefSeq and is a predicted model, not a curated record. Gene Ontology annotation, molecular function: tRNA binding; O-phosphoseryl-tRNA(Sec) selenium transferase activity. Gene Ontology annotation, biological process: conversion of seryl-tRNAsec to selenocys-tRNAsec; selenocysteine incorporation. Lineage: Eukaryota; Metazoa; Chordata; Testudines; Emydidae.